Molecule: messenger RNA, 2615 nt
Organism: Orbicella faveolata
Lineage: Eukaryota; Metazoa; Cnidaria; Anthozoa; Scleractinia; Merulinidae
Product: transient receptor potential cation channel subfamily A member 1-like
Biological process (GO): monoatomic ion transmembrane transport
Cellular component (GO): transmembrane transporter complex; membrane
Molecular function (GO): protein binding; monoatomic ion channel activity
Source: RefSeq, a predicted model, not a curated record
UGCACCAUAAAAACAAAAAAUUGGACUAUUCACUCAUUGUAAUCAAGGUGACUUUUUGUUAAAAAUUUUCCUUAAUUUGCGGAUCAUUUUAUAGUCAUGGUUAGUUUCGUAAUGUAUGUAAAAUGUUUCCAGAAUGGAACAAACCCUACCUCACGGCGCGCGUUCGACCUUUUUUUUUAAUGCCCUCGUUUACUUUUAAGCCUUGCACUCUGCGAAGUCCUCAUUUGCAAAUGAAAAUAUCAACUUAGGAGUUUUUAUUACAAUUUACUUUUGGUUCCUCUACUCAUAAAUAAAACAUGAGCUUGGUUUUAGUCAAUCUUGGCGAAACAGAAAUGUGUUUAAAAAUACUUUAAGUGUAAAAUAAGACCAGCUUAACUGGACAUCUUUCUCUUUGUUAUUUUUGUUUUUAUUUCCCAGAACUUUGGUUGAUCUUUAAUAUAUUGCUUUGUAUCAUGCAGUGUUCGGAUGUGAAAUACAUCAAAAUUCACAUAGGGGGUAUGCAUAAUUCAUAGGUCGCCUAAAUUGACGAAAAUUAGUACAUUUUUGCGAGGGGGAUUUUACUGAGGGCUAUACCGAUAUUGAUCACCAGUUUUCGAGCCGCAUAUGUAGUGGAAGGUAAAUUUAUUUUGCAUGGCAAAACAUCGCGUUUGUUCAUGCAAGUGGCAACGGCAAACAUUCCUGUCGAAAUGAACACAAACCGCACUGAAAUAAACAUGCAAUCGACAAGCAGCGAUUCACUGGGAAUGGUGCAUCACAACGGUUUGAGGGUUGAAUCGUAUUUUCAAGCGUCGGAGAACGAAACGGAUACGGACAGUGAUUCAGGCGCUUUCACGGCCGCUCAUCGCCGCCGAAAAUCCAACAACGAAGAAGGCGUUCGGUUAUCAACCCCCGAACUGAUUCGACAUGCCUUCAACAUUGCGGUCAUAAAGGGAAGAAUCAACUUGCGAUUUACCAACCGGGAUCACCAUGGAGGCCUUCACAAAGCUGUUCUUAAUGGCAAAGAAAGUGACGUGGAACAUCUUCUGUCCUCCGGAAAGGACAUUGAUGCGCAUGACGAGUACGGUAAAACUCCACUGCACUGUGCAGUGGGGGCUCAGAAGCUUGAUAUCGUUCAGUGUCUGCUGCGCUACAGGCCUGACGUGGAUGCCCAUGACGACAGAGAUGACACCGCGCUACACACUGCGGCCAGGACUGGAAACCUCGACAUUGUUCUGGCCUUGUUGCGUGACGGUCAUGCCAACCCAAAUGCUGUCGGAAACUCAGGAUGCACUCCACUGCACAUUGCAGCUCAUCUGGAUCACGCCAACAGCGUCGCUAUUUGUAAACUACUGUUACAACACAAUGCCAAGAUUCUAGCACGUGAUCAUAAGAACAUGACGCCUAUUGCCCAUGCUGCCUUGCACGGCUGUUAUGACAUCAUGGUCUGCUUGUUCCAUUAUUCAAAAGGCCAAGGAAUUCCCCGUGAUGACAUCCUUCAUCACGUUGAUAACACUGACAGCACACUGCUUCAUCUGGCGGUAGAAAGUGGCGUGGCCAAGGUUGUUGAACUUUGUCUGGACGAGGGAGCGGCACCGAACUCAGUAAAGUCAUCUGACGGUAGCACACCUGUUCACCUGGCUUCCUCAUACGGGUACAUGGACAUCCUGGAUAUUUUGAUGAAGGCCGUUGCGUUUAUCUUGGACCCGCCUCCAGAUCAAGAUGGAAUGCUGCCUAUUCACAAGGCCGCGCAAUCAAAUCAUGCAGAAGUGAUCUCAUACCUUCUCAGACAGGAUGUGGAUCAAAUUAACACCACGGACUACGAGGGUCGAACGCCACUGAUGCUCGCUGCACAGUGCAACUGUUAUGAGACCGCCAAAGUCCUCCUUGAGAACCAAGCUAAUGUGGAUGUCCGAGACUCUGAGAAUAAAACCGUUUUGCACUACGCUAUCGGAAGUUCUGAUAUUGUCAAGGAAAUCUUAAAGGACGUGAAAGCUAAUUCUCUUAUUCGUGCAAAGGAUCGUCUUGGCAACACUCCACUCCAUUAUGCAGCUUGCAAGGGUUGCGUGAAGGAUGCAUCAAUUAUACUAAUGAAAUAUCGAGCAGGAGCAACCAUUACAAAUGGUCAAGGAGAGACGCCACCAAUCGCGCGCGAGCGAAAAUAUUUGAUGGAUUAUAAUUUACGUAACGCAAUUAAAAAAUUUUCCGACAUUUUACCUAUUUGGAUGCUUAAUAAACCUGUUAAACUGGUUUGUUGUAACAGAUACGGAUGUGUAUCCGUUGCUAUGAAACUGAUGGACGGGCGUGGGAAGAGAACAGUGAAUGGUAAUGAUGUGUUCGAAAGAACACCACUUCAUCUCGCCGCACAACAAGGACAUGAUGAAUUGGUGGAGUUCUUCUUAAAGAAGGGAGGGAAAAUUGACAGUGACGCACACGGCCAAACUCCCCUACACUAUGCUGCGCUUCAAGGAUCUAAAAGAUCAGCUGAGCUCAUUUUGGCGAGUAAGCCAGAGAGUCUUAAUGUAACUGACAAAAAUCAGGUAUAUUGAAUCUUACUAACAAGAGUGACUUAGCUAUGUAUAUGUAAUAUAUCAGACACGAAAUAUCGUGUUUGACUAUGUUCUUAAACAACGAGAGGA